Diaporthe amygdali is the source of this 537-nucleotide messenger RNA. Its product is annotated as ctin lateral binding protein. The record is from RefSeq and is a predicted model, not a curated record. The transcript has 3 exons. Bases 1 to 537 code for a protein of 178 amino acids. NCBI's taxonomy places the organism in Eukaryota, Fungi, Ascomycota, Sordariomycetes, Diaporthales, Diaporthaceae.
AUGGAUCGCAUCAAGGAGAAAAUGAACCAGCUCCGCCUGGAGGCCGACGAUUCCGCCGCUAAGGUCGAGGAGCUUCAAUCCAAGGUCAAGACGCUCGAGCAGGAGAACCUGUCCAAGGAGCAGGACAUCACUUCCCUGCAGCACAAGAACGGCCUGCUCGAGGGCGAGGUCGAGAAGCUCGAGACUGCCAUCAAGGACUUCAAGAAGGCCGCCGAGGACGGCACCCAGCACUCCACCACCAACGAGAGUCUCACCCGCCGCCUCCAGCUGCUCGAGGAGGAGGCCGAGGAGGCCGACAAGACGCUUCGCGAGGCCAACGAGAAGUGGGUAGCCCAGUACUACACAUUCAAGUCACACGAUUAUCUGACUUGGAGGCUUCGACAAACCGAUGUCAAGGCGGGCCACUUCGAGCGAAAAGUCCAGGCCCUCGAGUCCGAGCGAGACCAGUGGGAGUCCAAGUACGAGGAGAUGGCCAAGAAGUACGCAGACAUCAAGAAGGAGCUGGAGGAGUUCCAGGCCGAGAUCGGCAACAUCUAA